Molecule: messenger RNA, 2652 nt
Organism: Caenorhabditis angaria
Lineage: Eukaryota; Metazoa; Nematoda; Chromadorea; Rhabditida; Rhabditidae
Source: the annotation of a GenBank genome assembly
AUGAAACGGUUGGAUUUACAAGGAAUUCGUGGAAUAGCAAUUCUGGCGGUUCUAGGAUUCCACUUUUUCCCCAAAAUCUUUCCAAAUGGAUAUUUGGGUGUUGAUCAGUGAGUUUCCAAGCUUUUCUAGCUUUCUCCAAAAAAAACCUUCCAGAUUCUUUGUGCUCUCUGGAUUUCUCAUGUGCAUGUUACUAUCAAAAAGCGAGAAAACUGAACAAUCAACUCUUUCAAUGAUCCAAAAUUUCUAUAUCCGUCGAUUCCGCCGAAUUCUUCCACUAUACUAUCUCAUCAUUUUUAUCUCUCUUAUAUUUCUCUACGCCAUUUUUCCUGAUUCCGCAAUCGUCAUCAAUGAAAAAUCAGCAAAACAAGCCAUGAUGUUCCUAUCAAAUCGUUUGAAAACCGACGAAGAAAGCUAUUUCGAAAUGCUUUCGAUUGCUGUUGAUAUUUUCACACAUACCUGGUCACUUUCAGUCGAAAUUCAAUUUUAUUUACUGGCCCCCUUAAUAUUCCUAAUUCCUUCAAGAAUCGCGUCAAUGGUUUAUUUAUCGAUCGGAAGUUUGAUCUAUUUUUAUCAACUUCCACCGAGUUUCACGUUUAUCAAUGUUUUUUCGAGGAUUUGGCAAUUUUUAGCGGGAAUGAUGGCGUUUAUUUUGUGUUGUGAAAAUUCUAUGCAAGAAAAUGCGUAUAAAUUAUUGGAAGAAGGUGAAGAUAUUGUGGAGAACUGCGAGAAAUCGGAUGAUUCGAAAAAUCCAUUGAGAUUUUUUAAACCUUGCUCGAAAAUUAGUAUGGUUUUGACGGUUUCGGUGAUUUUGGUAAACUUCAAUGUGUUCACUUUGCCCGCGGAUUUUGUGAGGUAUUUUUCGAAAUUCUCAAAGGGUUUCUAAAAAAUAAAUUUGAAUUUUCGACGUUUUGGGCUAAUUUCAGACCUAUCAUCACAUUUCUAACCACCGCAAUUAUAAUCUUCUCAAAUAGUGAAAACAACAAACUUCUUUCAAACAAUAUUCUAACAUAUAUUGGUGAUAUAUCCUAUUCAUUAUAUUUAAUCCAUUGGCCAAUUUAUGCUUAUUGGAAGUUGACACAAAAUGAAAAUAUAUUAAUGUUGAUUGUCGCAAUAAUAUUAUCAAUUGCUUCGGCGGCUCUUGUGUAUAAUUAUUUUGAAAAAUGGUAUACAGUUUUGUCAAAUCGGAAUGUUGCGAUACUGUCGGCUAUUUUAUUGAUAGGAAAUGUGAUGAUUUUACAUCAUGAAACUAUCAAUGAACAUCUUGAAGAUCAAAAAAAUGUGCUGCACAAUUUCACAAGUCUCGAUGGAAUUAUUGACAACUUGACACUAGAAGACGCUCAAAAAAUCAACUAUGAUUGGAACAUCAAUGACAAUAAUAAUUUGAUAACCAAUCUUUGCAAUUACACUUCUACACCACCAUUUGGUUGGUGUAACAUGACUGGAUUGGAUCAAAAUGACAAUAAGAAAUAUAAAAUAAUGGUUUUGGGUAAUAGUUGGGCGGCGAAUCAUGCGAAAAUUCUUCAUCAAGAAUGUGGAUAUAAAGCGAGGAUUAUGAUAAUUGGUGCGAAGUAUGGGUGUGAACCUCUGUAUCCGUCGGAUAAGGCUGAGAGGUGUUACAAAGAUAUUGAUGAUUUUAAAAAACAUAUUGAAGAUUUUCAACCGGAUUAUGCUUUUCAUAUCACACGGUAAUUUUUUUUUGAUCUUAACUUAACAAUUUAUGGAUUCUAUUUUAGGUUUUUUGCAUAUGGUGUUGGACCAUUUAACGGUGAUUUUGCAAACGAUGAGAUUUACCAAACCAUGUUGAAUAAUGUUAAAUUCUACACGAAAUAUAUCAAGAAAAAGUUUUAUAUUCUCGAUGCGAUUCCCAGAGCAAAAAAUCUCUUUAAUCUCGUAGAAUUUAUGAAAAUGAAUUUGACAAAUUUGGAGAUUGAUGUGAGUUUAGUAACCAAAUAGUUUUAUUUUUUCAAAAAUCGGUCUUUUAUAGGACAAAAUCACUGACUUGCAAGAUUAUGAAACAGCGCGGGUGAGAUAUCAUCAGUUAGUCAAAGAUUGCGGUGAAAAAUGUGAAUUGUUUGAUUAUGUGCCGAAAUUUUAUCAAAAAGCCACGAAACAUUGGCGAUUUUUUGAUGAUCGUGGAUUUGAAUAUUUAACUUCAGCCAAUCAUUUGUCGUUUCAUGGUUUGGAACUUGUUAGAGAUGUUGUUCGAGAUGUUUGUCAGAAGUUAUGAUGGAAUUUUUGGAAUUAUAAAUGUAUUAUUAGUAUUUAACAUAGAUAUAAAACUGGUUUUUUAUUUGUAACACAAAAUAGAAAAAAAUGAAUUUAUUUAUUUAUUGACUUUUGCAACGACACUCCGGCUUGCCCGUUGUUUAGCACAACACGAGAAUACUUUCAUUUUUCGUUUUUUUUCGCUGGGUUUUCGGGUUUCCGAGGAAAAUCAGUGGAUUUCAGUCAACAAUUGAAUUUUUAGAUGUUCUACAAGGCUGGAAUUAUCGCCUCCAACGGAAAAUUCAAGGAUUAUCGAAGAAAGGUGGGUUUUUACUAGAGAAACACUGUUUCCAUUGAAAUGUUUGAGUUUUCAGGGUCAAAAUUGAUUUUAAAUGUGAGAAGAACGAUUAUUGGUUGAUGUUGAAGCGAUAUUCGAUGGGAAAUUGA